GAUAGUUUUUCUUUACUUAUAUUUUGCUAUUUAAGGUAUGUUUUACGAUAGUUCAGAACUUUAUCGAUUUUAUUAUUCUCUUAAUUUUGUUUUAGAAUAGUUCCCUUAGUAACAGAGAAGGUAAUACUUGUCUCUCACGAUAUUAGUGCUUCUUCCAUUACCACUAUUUUUUUUUAAAUCGGCUAAAAAUAUAUAUGUUACAGUAAGCCAUUAAAAUUUUUAUUUUAUUUAAUUUUGGUUUAAACGAAUAAUAGCUAAAAAUUAAAAUAAUGUUGCGUUCAAAACGUGAAGAAAGAUCCGAGUACCAACUUCAAAUUAAAUUAAAGAAUGAAAACCGCCAGUUAAAAAUUUUACAAAGACAACAUGAAAACACAUUAUUUCGAUAUGGUCAGACAUCAGUUGACAUGCAGCAAAUUUUAAUAACUUAUACGGAUGAUUUAAAAAUGAUGCAUUAUUACAUGCAAAAAUUGAAAAACAAAUUGAGAAAAUCUCAAGACGACUAUAAACAACAAAAUACCGAACUUCUUGAGAUAAAAAAAAAUUAUAAACAUUUGUUAGACUUAUCAAAAAAUAAGCAAUUAGAAGAACGUGAAAAGCUCUCUAGCCAUUUAGAAGAAAACAAAGAAUUAAUUAAAGAACUAGAUAAAAAUAUUCUAGCUUUAACGAGUGCAAAUGAAAAUCAGAAAAAGAACUACCAGAUUCAAUUAGCUGAAGAAACAAAUAAAGUUAAAAAAUUGCAAAUAGAACUUAAGAAUAUGACUGAUCAAUAUAAAAAACUGCAAUCACAGAUGGAAAUAUUGAAGUUUAAGAGUUAUGGAGGAAGACGAAGUUUUGUAAGGGGUAUGUCUGGUUGUUAUACAAAUGAUACAUCUACUUCUAAAAUUACUACCUUAGAACGGGAUAAAGACAAAAUACCAAAAUUCAACAAAAACUUUAUUAAAAAAAACAAUUCAAUUAAACCACAAAAUACUAAUGUUCCUAGAAAAUCUCUUAAAACAGAAUUAUCAAAUAUUAGCGAUACUACUAGAGAUAUGCAAUUAAAACUAAUGCGACAAGUUCACGGAGAUGUAAUUGAAAAACCUAAAAUUUUGUUAAAAAAAAAAUCAACUAAUACAUCAAUUCUUCCGUGGAAUAAUCGAGAUAUUUUCAAACUUCUAAAAGAAAGAGAAAUCGAAUCAUUAGGUGAGAAAUUUAUUGAUUUAGAAGAUAAAUUGUCAAAUAUUAUAAAUCCUUUUUCAGUUUCUGAUGUUCCAAAAAAUGUUAAAACAAAAACUAGCAGACUAUAGUUAAUGUUUACGUAGUUUUUUUCUAAUUUAUUGUAUUAUUUAAUUAAUAUA
This is a messenger RNA of Daktulosphaira vitifoliae (grape phylloxera), 1337 nucleotides long. RefSeq lists its product as uncharacterized. The record is from RefSeq and is a predicted model, not a curated record. The transcript is spliced from 5 exons. Gene Ontology annotation, cellular component: axoneme. Lineage: Eukaryota; Metazoa; Arthropoda; Insecta; Hemiptera; Phylloxeridae. Bases 270 to 1286 code for a protein of 338 amino acids. Gene Ontology annotation, biological process: intraciliary transport.